AGGGCGCUGGUGAAGUCAGAGCGAAUACCAAGAAGGUGGUGUGCCGAGAUGGACAUGGGGAAGGAUGAAUCUCACCUGAAGCGCCUCCAGACACCUGAACCUCAUCCACGGAGAGCCCGUGCCCCAGAAGUCAUUGGAACUUGGCGUUUGAGGAACAGAGAGCAACUCAGGAAGAGGAAAGCCGAAGUGCAGGAGAAGCAGACGUCGCAAUGGCUCCUUGGAGAACAGAAAAAACGCAAGUGUCAAAGAACAGGAAAAGGAAAUUCAAGAGGCCAAAAGAGACAAAGAAGCACAAAGGUGCAGGCAGAAAAGCAAAGGAUGCGGGAAAUAUCUGCUGAGGAAGAAAUGGAGCGCCCUGUAAGCCCUGUGACUGAAGUCCCCCCACUGGUGGCAUGCCCCCGAGAAGCUGUGCCUGCACAGCACUGUGCUGAAGUGUGCCAGGAGAGAGCAAUACAGAAUCAUUCUCAAGCAUACAAACACAGGGCCAAACCGGAAGACCUCUCUCCUAGCAUGUGCCAAGAAAUGACUGUACUUCAACAUUCUUCUAAAAUGUGCCAAGACACGGCUGAACCCGAGGUGCUCUCUCCUGAAAUGUGGCGGGAAACAGCUGUGCCCCAAGACCAUUCUUCAAAAGCACCCCAAGAUAUGGUUGGAACUGAGGCACCCUCUCCUAAAAUGUGCCAGGAAACAGUUCUGCCCCAAAACCAUUCUUUCAAAGCACCCCAAGAUAUGGCUGGACCUGAGGCGCCCUCUCCUAAAAUAUGCCAGGAAACAGCUGUGCCCCAAAACCAUUCUUUCAAAGCACCCCAAGAUAUGGCUGGACCUGAGGCGCUCUCUCCUAAAAUGUGCCAGGAACCAGCUGCGCUUCAAGAACAUACUUUGAAAAUGUCCCAAGAUGUGACCAGACCUGAAGCCCUCUCUCCUAAAACACAUCAAGAGGUGGCCGUUGUUCCCUGGACAACACGUAGAGAUGCUGCUGGCCCAGGAUGCUCUCCAGCAGUGCUCCCCCAGUCAGAUGCGCCUGAAGGCUGCCCACUUGACGCAUGCCCCAACACAGUCACACCAGAGAAAACCGCUUGCCAAGCAGAUCAGGGCUUGGCUGUGACUGGAGGCUGCUUUCCUGAAACACGAGAACGCAGUGCGUCUGAAGACGUUUCUAUAAAAACAUGCCAAGGAGGAGCGGAACCUGAAUUCAUUUCUCAUGAGAUCUCCAAACUCACUGAGCCUACAGUCUCCUCUCCUGAAACAAUCCAAGACUCACCUGGGCCUCAAGAGUUUUCACCUGAAGCCUGCCAUGAAAUGCCUGGGCCAGAGGACCUCUCUAUCAAGACCUGUGAGAAAAGGGAUGGGCCUAAAGACUGCCUUCCAGAACAAACCCAGGAAGCAGGUGGGGCCCAAGGACAGGACCCUCAUGCUUACCAGGACAGUGAUGGUGCUUAUCCUUUCUCUCAAGAAAUGAAGGAAAAAGCCAAAGCAGAUCAAGAUCCAGAAACACCAUCAAGUCCACAGGGUCCACAAGGGAACUGUUCAGAAGACGACCCCGAUAGCUAUGUUCUGUUUUAACAAUACUCAGCGAUGAAGUUGCAGUCCACCCGAAUAUAGCAUACACAUCUUCUCUUGUACAAUUUUACUGAAACAUUGUAGCAAUUGCUACAAUUUGCAUUACUGUUUUAGCUUGUGUUUUUUCCAUGUAGAUCUUAUCUGAGAGAACUAACUUUCAAAGGCUCUGACAUAUAGACAAUAGUGUGUGUGUGUGUGUGUGUGUGUGCUCUCUGAGGAUGUACAUAUGUAUGUGGGGGAAGAUAGUAGAGGGAGGGACGAAUAAGAGCAGGGGAAGGGGUGAGUAGUUGAUUUUCCUUUAAGAAGAAACAUACAUUUGGUAAUUGUGAGAAGACAGCAAUUUGAUAUGAACACUUAAUAUUUUGAAAGUAUAUAGUUUUUUGUGAAUUUUGUCAGUUAUUGAUGUAAUUUCAGAAUUUUAUUCAAGCUUUACAUGGCUCGCUGAGCUAACCUAAAAAAUUCUUAUUCUAGAAUUUCUUGCAAAAUAUUUUGGAAUUAUAAACAUUAUUUACUUCUGUGUGUGAA
Messenger RNA from Arvicola amphibius (Eurasian water vole), 2085 nucleotides. RefSeq names its product hemogen (gene Hemgn). Gene Ontology annotation, biological process: cell differentiation; regulation of osteoblast differentiation. Gene Ontology annotation, cellular component: nucleoplasm. Lineage: Eukaryota; Metazoa; Chordata; Mammalia; Rodentia; Cricetidae. The record is from RefSeq and is a predicted model, not a curated record. The transcript is spliced from 4 exons. The coding region runs from base 49 to 1563 and encodes 504 amino acids.